CCUCUGGGAUACCGCAGCAUGACCGCCGGAAGCCGGGCUCGGUGGCUCUCGCUGGUGGCCCUUUGCUGGGCUCUGGCGUCGAGGGGCGCGACCGGCUCGGCUUGCGCUCCGUGCAAGCCGGACCUCUGCGCGUUUGUGCAGUGCGCCGUGCCGGAGCUGACGGCCCGGGACGAGUGCGGCUGCUGCGAGCGUUGCCUCGGCGCGGAGGGGGAACGCUGUGGCGGGACGCAGGGCGCUCGUUGUGGCCCUGGGUUGGUGUGCGUGAGCCAACGCCAGGCAGAAGCGCCCGAAGUCGACGCCGACGCCGAAGAGGGAACCGGCCGUUGCGUCUGCAAGGAGGACGGCGCCGUCUGCGGCUCCGACGGCCGGUCCUACAGUAGCGUGUGCGCUCUGCACCUGCACAGCUGGCGCGCGGUCCUCGACGGCCGCGAGCGCGUCCGGAAGGCCCACGACGGCGAGUGCAAACUUGCUCCUGCUAUAGUUGUGCCACCAAAAAGGAUUCACAAUGUAACUGGAGCCCAGGUCUAUUUGUCCUGUGAGGUGAAAGCUGUUCCAACACCAAUCAUCACUUGGAAGAAAGUCACGGAGUCCCCCAAGGGAGUUAGGCUCUUAGAAGAAUUGCCUGGAGACAGAGUUAACAUGGCUGUUCAGGUUCGAGGUGGUCCCUCUAAGCAUGAGAGCACAGGCUGGGUUUUGAUUAAUCCUCUGACAAAAGAUGAUGAAGGUGUUUAUCAGUGUCAUGCCACAAACAUGGUGGGAGAAAUGCAGGCAGAGGGGACUAUUAAAGUCCUGCACCAAAGUAAAAAUAAGAAGGAUCACUUCCCAGCAUCAGAAGACGUGAAGUAGCAAGACCUCCUCCAGUGGGAUCGGAAUUGAACACAAUCUAGACACCAAUGGAUGGAUUAGUGAUUGCUUUCUUACUUUCUGAAGACUAGAAGACACUAUCUCAAUCUUUUCUUGAGUAAUGGUGAUAUUUGUACCCCCUUUUUAGUGUUUGAUGAAUAUUGAACAUGUAGUUAGUAUGGAACGAAGACAUAAUAAAAGCAUGUUUUUUUAAAAAAAUGUUUUUAUUGGCACGCUCAAGUACAUCUAGAAAACAUUACAACUUACUACACAAAUUAACUGGCAAAAUAGUAAUUACUGCAUUCAAGGCCAUUUAAAAUUGAGACAUGGACAAAAUAUUCAUUUGAGCUCUCCCUUCACGAAGCAAUCAAUUCUCCAUCAUUUUUGUCCAUAAAACUAAAUGGCCUACUAAAUGAGAAAUAGCAAAAACAAUAUUGUAUUUUAAUGCAUUAGUUUAACCACUUGAAUGAAAUUUGCGAAGGUUUAUAUUCACCUUUCUUCCAAGACCCUUAUAAUGAACUUCCCUUCAUUACAUAAUCACCACAACCCUGUAUGGUAGAUUGAACGAAGAGCUGGCUCAAAGUCAUCCAUUGAGUUUUCAUGGCUUGGGUGGAAUUAAAUCUUGUCUUCACUGUGAUAGCCCAACAGUUCAAACAAUACACUGGCACAUUACAAAUUCUGAACUGGAUUCUGAAUAGAACUCCUGUCCUAUAAAACCUAGAACAUGUGUCAAUAUAAUACACACAUGCACACUCCUCCAGAACGCUAUAGGGUCUCCUGCUUGUGUAGGGUGGCUGAACUAGAAGACUCCAAGAUCUUUCAACUCUGUUAUACCUUUACUCUUACGUCUUUAAAAGUG
Messenger RNA from Pseudonaja textilis, 1702 nucleotides. RefSeq names its product insulin like growth factor binding protein like 1 (gene IGFBPL1). Gene Ontology annotation, biological process: regulation of cell growth; regulation of signal transduction. Gene Ontology annotation, molecular function: insulin-like growth factor binding. NCBI's taxonomy places the organism in Eukaryota, Metazoa, Chordata, Lepidosauria, Squamata, Elapidae. Gene Ontology annotation, cellular component: extracellular region. The record is from RefSeq and is a predicted model, not a curated record.